Messenger RNA from Mizuhopecten yessoensis (Yesso scallop), 829 nucleotides. Its product is annotated as GSK3-beta interaction protein-like. Lineage: Eukaryota; Metazoa; Mollusca; Bivalvia; Pectinida; Pectinidae. The record is from RefSeq and is a predicted model, not a curated record. Gene Ontology annotation, cellular component: cytoplasm. Gene Ontology annotation, biological process: regulation of canonical Wnt signaling pathway. Gene Ontology annotation, molecular function: kinase regulator activity; protein kinase A binding. The transcript is spliced from 3 exons. Bases 7 to 414 code for a protein of 135 amino acids.
UUCCGCAUGAUGGUGGACGUCGAGGAUGAAAAGUUUACGCUUCGAAUAGAGGCAUUGGAAGUUGCUAAAGAGGUCGCAUAUGCCGUUGAUUAUGUUGAAAUAGCAAAAGAUCUUCCCAAUGGUGACAAAGUAAUUCAUCUAAACCUUAGGACACAAGAGGAACAGGAGUUCAGCGUAGAGCUUACAGACCAAGGCUUCAGGGUUGUAGGCAACAAAUUUAACAUGGUGGAUGAAAAUGCUAGUUCCCAGUACUUUGAGACCAUAUAUGCUCUUUUGGAUAACCACAGUCCAAAGUAUAGGAAAUCGUUUGGAGACGCCCUUCUGCGAAAGCUGGAAAACCUGCAGAUGUCUCAGAAGGAAUCUGAUCAUAAUGAGAAUACAGUGAGAAAUGAGGAUCCUUCUCACUGCUCAUAACAGGAUGUUGCUGUUAGACUACAGAUAAGCUGAGGCUAUGUUGGUGAGAUAAACCCAAUUACAUCAUGGUUGUACUCUUUGGUGCUGGAACUACUAAUGCCAAUUUUAACGUCUUUCAUUGUUGUAGUAUAAUAGAAUAUUCACAUCUGAGGACUCCGUCAUCACAGCUCUUGUGUAGAAAUACAGCACAGCUGUGUCCAAAGACUUGCAGCAUAGCUCUUUUAUGGCAGGACUUUCAGCACAGAUCCUAUAUGACAAGCCUUACAGCACUGCUCCUGUGUGGUUAGAAUUACAACAUUGCUCCUGCAUAGCUACUGUGGUGUGACACUUACAGCAUAGCUCUGAUGUGGUUAUACUUUAAACACAGCUCCUGUGUAGGGACAUCUACAGCACAGCUCCUGUGUAGGGACAUCUG